GCCAUCCUUUGUACUUCUGCUCCUGCCUGCCUGGGCUAAAGUCCUUUUGCUUUCUCCAGCACUGAGCUGCAUCCUGGGUUUGUGCAGCCACCAGUCCCGUGCUGACUCUGCCCUUCAAAAAAUGCUGAUUAUAUUAAAAUAAAAAGCAGCAAAGGGAUGAACAACCCUUCCCUGCAAAGAACUGGAUUUUUGCACACCCCUCCCAUGCCUCCUCUCUCCCCUGUGCCUCAGUUUCCCCGUUGAUGUGACAGGGCUGUUGGGAGGCUGAGCCAAGCUGAGUUCCAGACUGAUUGUGUUUGCAAGGGACCUCUGGGGUGUCCUGACCCAAACCCUCCUUUAAGCAGCUUAAAUCUCAAAUUUAAGUCCAAACUCACGGUUUAAUCAGGUGUAUCCAUGUUUCCCCACUGGAAGUCGGAAUGUCCCCAGGCCUACACAAGAGACCACAAGGUCUCCAUGCCCUGUGCCUGAUCACUCUCCGGUUAAAAGCUGUCUCCUAAUAUUUAACCAGCUUUCCCCCUAGCUGCAGCUCGCACCUGCUGCCCCUUGUCCCCACUCCUGGCACCGGCAGAAGCAGCCGAGCUCCGUCUCUCCCGCAUAUCCCCAUUCCCAGGUUUGCUGCAGCCGUCUCUGCCGGCUGAGCCGCGCCACCGGCAACACCGGCGGGUGGCACUGGGGACAAGUUUGCGCCAUGGAGUACAUCAGCACACGGGGAGGCACGGGGGCCGUGGACUUCGAGGGAGCCCUUUUCUCUGGCUAUGCCCCCGAUGGGGGCCUCUUCAUGCCCCAGCACAUCCCCUCGCUGGACAGGGACACCCUGCAAAGGUGGAGCAGCCUGUCCUACCCUGAGCUGGUCAAGGAGCUGUGCUCCCUCUUCGUCCCGGCCAAGCUGGUCCCACGGAGCGCGCUCAACGAGCUGAUCGACAGGGCCUUCAGCAGAUUCAGACACAAGAAUGUUGUGCAUAUGUCCAGGCUGAAAGACGGACUGAACAUUUUGGAGCUCUGGCAUGGUGUUACGUAUGCAUUUAAGGACCUGUCCUUGUCCUGCACAGGACAGUUUUUACAGUAUUUCUUGGAGAAAAAGCAGAAGCAUGUCAAUAUUCUGGUGGGAACCUCAGGGGACACGGGGAGCUCGGCCAUCGAGAGCGUGAGAGGCCAGAAGAACGUGGACAUCUUUGUUCUGCUGCCCAAGGGGCUCUGCACCCAGAUACAGGAACUUCAGAUGACCACUGUCAUUGAAGACAACGUCCAUGUCUUUGCUGCUCGUGGGAACAGCGAUGAAAUCGAUGAGCCGAUCAAGGAACUGUUUGCUGAUGUCGAUUUUGCUGGAAAAUACAACCUGAUGAGCUUGAAUUCUGUCAAUUGGUCCAGGAUUAUGGUGCAGAUUGCCCACUACUUCUAUGCCUACUUUCAGUGCACCCCAUCCCUGGAUACCGCCCAGCUGCCAAUGGUGGAAAUUGUUGUGCCAACGGGAGGAGGAGGAAAUAUCACGGCUGGCUGCAUUGCCCAGAAAAUGGGUCUCCCAAUUCGACUUGUUACUGUGGUGAACAGCAAUGACAUCAUUCACAGGACUGUUCAACAUGGAGAUUUCUCACUGGCAGAGAGCGUGAAGGCUACGUUAGCAUCAGCCAUGGAUAUCCAGGAGCCUUACAAUGUGGAGAGGAUCCUCUGGCUGCUCUCUGGCUCUGACAGCCGCCUAAUAAAAACUCUGAUGGAGCAAUUCAACAUCUCAAAAAGGCUGAAGCUGCCAGAGGAUUUGCACAGAAAGCUCUCCAAGACUUUGGGAUCGUGCUCAGCCUCUGACCAGGACAUUGUGGGAGCCAUGCGGCGCUGCUGGGAGGAGAACCAGUACCUGCUAUGCCCCCACUCUGCCGUGGCUGCUCACUACCAUUACUCACAGCCACCCAGCAUCCCCCGGUGUUGUCUGGCUCCAGCCUCUGCAGCCAAAUUUCAGGAUGCUCUUCUCCGAGCUGGCCUGGCUCCCCAGAUCCCCCCUGAAAUCUCUGCUCUGACAGCAAUGGAGACCAGGUCCACUCCCCUGGAGCGGGGACAGGACUGGGCACAGGUGCUCCGGGGCCGGAUUGAAGCUGUGGCACAGCAGUGGGAGGCACAGGGAAGGCAACCAGCUCAAGGAAAUUAAAGGAAUGUGACUUCCAAGAUCUCAGCCCUGCAAUCAAAGUUUUUUUUCACUCUUGCUGUGGAAAACCAGGCACUGCUGUAAAUCCCCAUCCCUGUGCUGCUCUUCUGGUCAUUAUUAAUCUCCCAACUCAAGCUGUGCUGCUCAGGGAAACUGGAGCUACCAUCAGCCCCGCUGCCCUCUCCCUUUCCCAGCUUAAAAUAGACUAAAGCCCUCUAGAAAUGCAAAUAAAAGGUCAGAUACUCACGUGAUGGAAAGCAACCACCAAAUAAAAUUUCCCAUUUGCCCACAACACUGCAUGACACCUAAGCCCAAAUUUUUUCUGCCUUUAAAGGUAACUGGGCUUCACUUAUCUAAAAUGCUGCUGUUAAUCUAUAAAUACAUAGAAGGACAAUGGCUGUUCAGCUUAUGAGAUUGGUGGGGGAAGAUGCAGCUCACUCAGAGGAUGCCUUGGUCAGAGAUGGCCCACGAGAGAAAAGUUUCUGUAUUCAACAGCUGCAUACACUUUUUUUUUUUUUUUGUGAAUGGAAACAAUUAUGCAUUAGAGUAAUUUAUAACCUGAGAUGUGUAGAAUUUGUGUAAUAAAUACACAGAGAAUAUAAGACAGACACAUUGCCUGUGAGGGGAUCCUCAAUUUGGGUCAAUUUGGGGCAGUGCAGCACUUUGGUCACCCAGGGUGAUGCUCCUCAGCCUUGAUAACUCCUGACACAGUUCAUAAAACAACCGCAGCCCUUUUGGGGUCCUAUCAACCCAAGGCUGGAUUUGCUAUGGGUUUUUCUGUCUCCCUCAGCCCCAUAGCUAUGUCUGUCUUGUGAUUUUGAGGUAUCCACAGGGAGUUGGGAACACAAGAAGGGGUCUGGGACACUCUGAGACUCCUACCCUGGUGAGGGGAGCAUGGGGCUGGGAGCAUCUUUGGGGCUGUUGGUGGCAACAGCAACAGAAGUGGCUCAGAAGGGAUUUCUUCUCAAUUAUUUGCAUUUUAGAAAUGAGAAAGAGGGAGAAAUGGGAUGGGAAAAGCAGGGAAAAAAGUAAAUGUUCAGAAAUUAAAUACUUAAUUAAAAAGGAGUUUGAAUUUGUUUGAAUUGGAUCAAAAUAUUUUUUCUUUUCAGCAAACAUGAGCUUCUUUUAAGCAGAAACUGAAAAAAAAAGCCUUAAAAAAGGUAUUUUAAAGGCAAAAUUACUCACUUCUAGCCCAAAUAGUUAAAAUUAUAUUUCCGUUUUGGGAAAAAGAAGGAAAUGUGGAAAUUUUGGAAGUUCUAGGAAUAUUUAAAACACCAUAUCACAAAAAAAGAAGGUGUUUCAGGGGAGAUGAAAAGCAGAACAAGAGGGCUGGGAAAGACUAGCAAGCAGCUGCCCUCUGUGGCUCUGUCCUUGCCCUGACACCCCUGAGAUCACCCCGAGCACUUUAAGAUCACGAGAUACUGAGAACAAAGAGUUUGUGUUCUCUUUUUUGCUCUGUAGUUCCCUGCAUUUCCAGGCUCCCAAAGCUGGUUCAGCACUUUUAGGGCAG
This is a messenger RNA of Motacilla alba alba, 3644 nucleotides long. It is a transcript of the gene THNSL2, whose product is annotated as threonine synthase like 2. NCBI's taxonomy places the organism in Eukaryota, Metazoa, Chordata, Aves, Passeriformes, Motacillidae. The transcript has 11 exons. The record is from RefSeq and is a predicted model, not a curated record. Gene Ontology annotation, biological process: 2-oxobutyrate biosynthetic process; dephosphorylation. Gene Ontology annotation, molecular function: pyridoxal phosphate binding. The coding region runs from base 689 to 2137 and encodes 482 amino acids.